This is a messenger RNA of Sceloporus undulatus (fence lizard), 8166 nucleotides long. It is a transcript of the gene AK4, whose product is annotated as adenylate kinase 4. Gene Ontology annotation, molecular function: AMP kinase activity; nucleoside diphosphate kinase activity; ATP binding. The transcript has 6 exons. The record is from RefSeq and is a predicted model, not a curated record. Lineage: Eukaryota; Metazoa; Chordata; Lepidosauria; Squamata; Phrynosomatidae. Gene Ontology annotation, biological process: nucleobase-containing compound metabolic process. The coding region runs from base 454 to 1131 and encodes 225 amino acids. Gene Ontology annotation, cellular component: cytoplasm; mitochondrion.
UCACUCCGGAGCUAGACUCGAAAGCAGCAGGAGUUCCCCGUUGCAGCCAUCGCAGUCCUUGCAAAGCCAGUUUUGCUUUGUUUUUCUGGGAACUUGCAUGUAAAAAACAAACCCAAACCCCCAGCGGCACAGUUUUCCAAAACGCCAUUUUAUACCCACAUGUGUAUAUAUAUUCUUCUCUGCCUUCUUUUUUUAAGGGACUUCCCCUCCUCUUUUUGAUCUCCCUUCCUUUCCCUUUUCUCCGGAUUCCAAGCCUCCUUCUUGGUGGGAAGAAGAGUUGGUUGGAGCCCAGAGCCAUUGCCUGGGAAGGAAAAGUUGUCCUACAGUUUUUCUUCUUUGUUUUGGGGAUCACAACCAGCCUUGCUUUUUGUUUUUGUUUUUCCUUCCUCACAAUACUUUCGGAAGAGCCUGGGAUCUCUUUGAUUAUUACUAAGGUCCAUGAUCGCAUGAGAGAUGGCCAUGGCUUCCAAGCUCCUCCGGGCUGUCGUCUUGGGACCCCCCGGCUCCGGCAAAGGGACGGUGUGCGAGAGGAUCGCCAAGAGUUUUGGCCUCCAACAUCUCUCUAGUGGACAGUUCUUGAGGGAGAACAUCAGGGACAAGAGUGAUGUUGGCAUUCUGGCAAAGCAGUACCUUGAAAAAGGCCUUUUGGUACCUGAUCACGUGUUCACACGUGUCAUGAUGACAGAACUGGACAAAAUGCGGAGCCAGCCUUGGUUACUUGAUGGUUUUCCUAGGACCCUGGGACAAGCUGAAGCACUUGACAGGAUAUGUGAACUGGAUCUAGUGAUAAGUUUAAACAUCCCAUUUGAGACCCUAAAAGACCGUCUAAGUGCUCGUUGGAUUCAUCCGGCUAGCGGGAGAGUGUAUAAUAUGGAAUUCAAUCCACCUCAUAUACAUGGGAUUGAUGAUGUUACUGGUGAGCCAUUAAUCCAACGGGAAGAUGAUAAACCUGAAGCUGUUGCUGUCAGGCUAAGAAAAUACAAAGAUGCUGCAAAGCCUGUUAUAGAAUUGUACAAAAACAGAGGAAUCCUACACUCAUUUUCUGGAACAGAGACCAACAAAAUCUGGCCUUAUGUUUACACUCUUGUGUCCAGCAAAAUUCCUCCCCUCCAGGCUGAAGAGGCAAACUAAGCAUCUCCAAAAGAGGAACAAUAACUGAUACAUUGCGUUCUGGUUUGAUUUUGUUAAUGGUAUAAUCUUCCUGUGCUCUGCCCUUUUGAAAAGUAGCUGUUCUCCCUCGUGUUACUGGAGAAUAACUAUGGAAACAAAUCUUUGAAAGAUUCUAGUUUUCAGCAUAUUAAACAUUUGUUAAUGGACUUCAUGGAAUUAUAAUUGAUUAUGCAGAGGCAGAUAUACCUUAGCAGGUCUGUACAAUCUGUUGUUUGUUCCAUCCCUCCAUACAGAACUAGCACACCUGUAUAGGAAGGAUGCAAUUCAUGAAUGUUUGGAAAUGAUUUAUUUGAUCUCAUCCUCUACACCAAUUUAAAAUUGAACAUGCAGUAUAGUACAUGUAUUUGCAAUGCAACAAGUACUGUGGAAAUUCUAUGAUCUAUGAUCUGCAAGUUUAUUAUUUAAUAAAUGGAGAAUUAAUAUCAGAGUACUCAGAGAAAACCAGUAUUGAAGAACAUCUCUUAUAAAAAUGCUGCUCUAUAAAAAUGGAACUAUUCUUUUUAACUUGGUGGUGUGGGUUGAAGAAUAGUUGCACUAUUUUGUUAAUAGUUUUAUAGCUUUAAAAUCAUACAAUGUUAUAAGCUAUCAAGUAAAGGACAGUGCUCUCUACACAUUUUUGCACAUGCAGAAUUGUCCUUAGUGUUUCCUGGGCCAAUUACUGUAUUUUGAAACCUCAUGUGAACUCCAGAUAAUCUCUGAUCAUAGUAAACAGCAAAUUCCCAUUAUUAUAGAAUGUAAGAAUAUUGUUGCCACAACUGUGGAAACUGCUGUUGAGUUAUACACAUGAUUUACAUAGUAGGUUUGUCUAUAUAAACCAGAGGUGGACAACUGAGGAGGAAACAUGUCCAAUUCCCCACUCCUCCACUACCUGGUGGGCCACACUAUUCUGUUUCAGCAAGCUGGAAGUGAUGUGAUGUGAUUUCCAGUUUUCAUUUUGGCCAAUUUUCAACCAAUUUUAAUCUUUUUUUUUUUCAGGGUUAGUGGGAAUCUAGGAAGCUAGAGUGGGUGAAAAGUCACCCCCAAAUCUGCCUGAAUCAAAUUUUGAGGGGAGGUGUGGAGCUGCACUUAAGGGUCCCAAGGGCCACCUACAGCUCAAAAGCUGCAGUAAACCACCGCAGAAUAUUUCACAUGUGCAAAUAAGGGAGAAAAAAGCCAGGAGUAAAAGACUUACUCCCAGCAUAAUUACACAACUGAACUGAUGAUUUUCAGACACAUCAUGCUUAUCCAGUACUUAUCCCGUGAAGAGCCAGGAAUGCUCCUGUAACCAAACCAUUUCCAGGACUUCCCCAUAAAUGAUUUGUUGCUGGAGCAUUCCUGGAUCUUCAUGGGAUAAGUCCUGGAUGAGUGCAAUGUCAUCUGAAAAUCUUCUGCAUGAUCACGUGAUUAUGCAGGAGUAUGCCUUUUACUCCCAACUUUUUCCCCCAUUAGAUAAUCUCCAUUAUUACAUGCAUUGUGCCAAAGACUUAGUUCAAUUGGUUGGUGUUUGGUGCUUGAUGUCUGUUUAUUGGUUCUGUAUUGCUUUUAUAAUUGAGAUCCUUUCUGUCUUUUGUGAUUGGAUUUUUUUUUAAUUACAGAGGUUUCCUUUUUGUCUAGCUGGCAAGAUUUACCCAGGGGUGGUUUUUUUUUUGUCCGCAUUGGUAAAGAAAGAGCAGUAUCAUGCAAAAAUACUCUUAAAUAACAGAGGAACAGAAUAAUAGAACACAAAAAGCAAUGAGAAUUACUUGCAGAACAGCCAACUUGUACUUAUAAAACUAUAAUAAAAGCUUUUGUGUACAUUACAGAAGCCCAAAUAAUUUUGUAUCAUAUGAUAAUCCAAUGUAACAAAUUACUAUUCAGGAUCCUUCAAAAAGUCCUCCAAAUAAGAAGUUGAUAUAAAGACUGUGAAAGGAAUCCUAUGUAACCCAGAAAACACACGGCGACAGCAAAUUCAGAAUUAUUCAAACAUUUCAUAGUUCUUCAAUUCAACAACAUACAAUUUCCUCUCCUUCAUCAAUGUUGUUUCUUUGUUCAGCUGCAUACAAAUCAAACAGGUAUUUUCCUGUCCUUCACAUAUGUUUAUUUUCUUAGUUCUAGCCUGUAAUUGAUAGUGAAGAAAUGCUCUCCCUUUCCUUGCACCUUGCUUUGUAUCUUCUACUAGCAGUAGACUGAAACAUAUGACAAGCAAGCACUUUAUCUCUGUCAAUUUAAAGAACAAAUUGAAACCCUGCCUACUAUGCAUGUGUUCUUUCUUAGUUGGUCAGUUACUGAAGUGUACUUCUGGAGAUUGUGCAGUGCUAAAUGUGCAGCUAAUCCGUGCAUUGGCCAAUUUUCUGAAUUUUAGACUAUAAACUGAACUGAAACAUUCCAUUUUCAGGAGCAGGGAUUUGAAUUCUUUUCUUUAAGGAACCAGUUUCUUCACUGAGCUGACUGCUGAGUAACUGCUAUGUCUCUGUUAUAAGGAUACCUGGAUUUUACAUAAGGCCCAGAGCUCGGAAAUAAAACAUUACAAUAAUGUUUAAUAAUUACCCACAACAAAUUAUAUAUAUAUAUAUUUAAAAUAAGUUAGCAAGCCAUAAUGAAGAUUCAUUUCAAAAACGACAUAACAAAUCAGAAUGAGGUUACUCUAUUGGUGUGAAUAAUAACAUUUUUUCUAGUUAAAUUUAUUUUUAAAGAACAUUUUAGAGAUGCGUUGGCAGGAUUUUUUAUGCCAUUCACUUAUGCCAUCCCUACCCCCACCCUGGGUAACAAAAUUACAGAAAUUAGGGGCACUCAUGUCCUACUGAAUUUGAUGUGAGAGCCCUAUUGAUUUCAAUGGGAUAUCAGUAUAAACAACAUGGCCUGGAUCCAAUCCAUUAAUUCUUUUCACUUUCUGUAUUUUAUUUUCAUUUUCUUUAAUCAUAGUGUUCAGUAAAUAAAAUAGUAAAGGUUUGCAUUCAAUUAGGAAUUCAAAACUAGUUUAUUUUUAAAAUGAUGAACCAAAAAUAUUUGGGAGUUAUCCUAACCCUUUAAAAGGUCUUGAAGCCUGUUCUUAAAAAAGAAGAAGCCUAUGCUUUGCAGUAGCUGGAGUGAGGGUCAGAUCUACUUGUCAGCCUGGUAGAUUUCUGUUAAGGUCCAAAUCCUGGGCGUCAUGGGAGCCUGGAGGGAAUUUACAUCCAGUGGAUCCAAAGCUGGCCCUUAAAUGCUCAGAAUUAGAGACAGUGGGGAAAGUGGUGGGUCUCUACUACUUGGUAAGGGUGGCCCCAGGAAUGGACUGGCAUCCCUGGACCAUCUGAAGCCUCCUCAGAUGUCCAUCUGAGGGAGACUGGCAUUGUAUUGUGGUUUGUAAUAUUUGACAGGUGCUGUAAAUCUAUCUACUUUGAUUUUAGUCUUCUCAUGUUGUCUUAUUUUAUACUUUAUUCAAGGAGGAUGAAGAGGAAUGUAUUUUGGCAGGAGCCAGAGGAAGGAAACACUCCUUUCUGCCAAGUCUCUGCCACUCUGGAAAGGCUUGAGGGAUGCUUUCCAAGGUGGAAGGGGUGGAGGAAAGGAGUGUUUCUUCCCCCCCCCCCGGUGGGGGGGAGGGUUAUUCAUGGUUUUUCCACCUUCACAGUGGUCUUCAUCCCUUAACCCCCACGAAUGUGGAGGGAGGACUGUACUUUUUAACAUUUAUGGUGCAAGAUCAUUGGCCAUAUUUUUUAUUGUGCUGUUUAGCAGCUAUCAAAAUGACUUAACAGAGACCAAAUAUAGUUGAUUACACCAGUUUCCUCUUUGUCCUCUAUACAUUACAUUUCUGUGUUGCAGUUACAAACAUGCUUUGGUAUCGGUGGCUUUUAAUUUUAAACUCUGUAUGUAUCUUAUUAUCAUGAGAAGUCAUGCAGUAUUCAUCUUUUGCAAAUAAUUCAGCCAAAGGGGAACUUCUCUUCCCCACCAUAUGUCAACCAUAGCAAAAUUAUUUCCAAGAUUUGUUUCAUUAAGUAAGUCAUACUUUUUGUUAAAGUAAAAACAUGCUGUCUGAAUUUAGCCUGGGUUUUUCAGAUUAUGUUGCUGUAGCAACACACAAAGCACAGAGUACAUGAUAGACUGGGAAACAGGCUGGAAAUCACUGUUUUAUGGGCUUAUUCUUCCGCCACAACUUGGAGAGGAAGAAUUUCAUAUAGAAAGAUCCAGCCUAAGUACUGGGCUCGUAGGUAGCUUUGUUUUGACUUUUUGCACUUUUAUGAAAAUGGGUUGUGUCACCUCCAGCUAAUGCAACAAUGGCCUGGUUUUUAUCCAGACAUCUCAAAGUCUAUGAUGGGCCUUCCAAAGAUGCUAAUCAUAGAGUUGGAAGAGACCACAGGGGCCAUUGAGUCCAACACUCUGCCAUGUAGGAAUACAUAAUCAAAGCACCCCCAACAGAUUGGCAUGCAGCCUUUGUUUAAAAACCUCCAAAGAAGGAGACUCCACCACUCUCUGAGGGAAAUUCUUUCUAAUGUUGAGGUGGAAUUGUUUUUCCUGUAGAUUGAAUCCAUUGCUUGUUGUCCUCGUCUCUGGAUCUGUGUAAAACAAACCUCUUCUCUCUUCGAUAUGACAUCCCUUCAAAUAUUUAAACAUGACUAUCAUGGUCCCUCUUAACCUUCUUUUCACCAGGGUAAACAUUCCUAGAUCCCUAAGCCACUCCUCAUAGGGCAUGGCUUCCAGAUCUUUCACCAUUUUGGUUGCCCUCCUCUGGACAUGUUCUGGCUUGUCAACAUCCUUCUUGAACUGAUGUGCCCAGAACUGGACACAGUAUUCCAGGUGAGGCCUGACCAAAGCAGAAUACAGUGGUACUAUUGCUUCCCUUUAGACACUAUACUUCCAUUGAUGCAACCAAGAGUCAUAUUGGCUUUCUUGCCUGCCACAUCACACUGCUGACUCAUGCUCAGUUUGUGGUCUACUAAGACUCCUAGAUCCCUUUCCAUGAACUGUAAGAGGCUUUGAAAAUCCUGUACAGUAUUUAGAUACUAUGGAAGCCUACACAGGUAGGAGUGUUUCCACUAGCUUUUCUCUGUGACUAUUCUGCUAGAGUAUGACCAUCUGUGAUCUUAAGAUGGCCAUCCUUUAUCAUAAUAUUAAAAUCUUAACAUGAUUUAACAGCUGAUUUAAGCAGCAGGUAUAAAAUAAAAAGCAACUCAUUCCCCAUACAAUGCGUAAAAUUAAAGGAGCACUGAAUGUGAUAUAUACACAUGAAAGAAAAGACCAUCAGUGGUGAGAAUGUAUCAUAGGAAGAGCUAUUGUUCUUCCUCUAACAGUAAGAGGUGUUGCUUGGUCACACUCACUGUCUAGUAUAAUCAGGGCUGGAGGUGAGAAAUAGCCUCUCCCCAGCUUUGAGGCUCAGAGACGCAGUCUCAGGAAGCCAUCCUUGUUCAGUGAUGUUUUGGUGGGUUGACCUUAAGGAUAUUCUUUUAGUCAUUUGUACCUCAAUCACUCCACUCUCAGGAUGGCAAAUGGGCAUGGGUGCCUUCAAGGAUGCCCUGCAGGAUUUGUUUAGCCUCUGGCACAUGAGAGGAAACUUCUUCCCACACAGUUGAAGUUUAUUUCAAAAGGCAUUUAUGUCAUAUUUUCACUCAUUUCCUUUUUUUCUCUUCAUGCAUUUUCAAGCAAUUUGAUCUAGGUCAACUCUCUGUGAGAGCCAAUGUGAGGUAGUGGUUUCAGCACUGGACCAUGGUUUUGGAGUCCAGGUUGGAAUCCCCACUCAGCCAUGGAAACCCACUGGGUGACCUUAAGAAAGUCACAAUCUUUUCAGUCUCAGAGGGAAGCAAAGGCAACCCAUUCUCUGAAUAUGUCUUGCCAAAAUAACCCUAUGAUAGGAUCGCUUCAGUGUCACCAUAAGUUGGAAGUGACUUGAAGGUACACCACCACCACAACAACUGCUCUGUCCCCUGCUUUCCCGUACUUACACAUACAUUAACAAUUACAUUUAGGAGGUCAUAAACAUGGGGAAGGGGUCACUAUUCUAUGCCAUUUGCUGAGGAUCAUGGGUGCUUCUGGAGGGAAAGUAAGGAUUGUAGUCUGGAUUAUUAUCUAUGAUCCUAUCAUUUUAAUUGUUUUGCAACUAUAACCAAUUUUGUUGUAUAAAGUUUUAAAGAAACAUAUUAGAUGUGUACAAAAAUUCCAACAAGUCUGUAAACAGUAGGAAUGUAGUACUUGUAACUUACAGCCUUUCCUACACUUUAUCAUUUUCUGACUGCUUAUUUUUAUAUUGUAAGCCACUUUGGACAGGAACUGUUUUGUAGAUCUGCCCUUUUAGUUUAAGCACUACACAAAUAUGUUGGGGAUUGUUCUACAGAAAACAGCAGGGCGAGUUUCAGUUGGAAGUAUAAAAUCGGAUAAUUUCUGUGCAUGCACGUGCUAAGGGAUGCUCUUUCAAUAGCACUCUGCAAAAGGCCUGAGAAUUUUAUUUAAAAGCCAUAGCAAUUUCAGGUCAAGAAUUCAUAUUUGUAGCACAGGUACAAAAAUGGUCAUUUGAAAAUAAUGUCUGAAAUCCUGUUGGUUAGUUCCAAUGACAGUAGACACAUUGAAUCAAUUACUGAAUAGCAAGUCAAGUCAUAAAUAAAUCCAGAUGAUGCAGAGGCUCUCCUUUUACUUUUGGCAACGAUGGAGUUAGGCCAUUAUAGUGAUACAUGAAUUUUCUACCAGCUACAUAUUUAACAACAUUCCUUUUUUCUGAUGAUCUGAAUAAUUCAGAAAAAGCACUCCACUCCAAAACUACCCAAAGCUUACUCUGUUUUUAUUAUAAUGGUCUUAGCUUUUUCCAAGAAUCACAACCCUUUGUAAUACUUUGCAAUUUUCAAUUCAUUAUAUUGGCACUUUACUGUGAAUGUGAUACAUUUUCUAAAGUUUAUGCUGCUGCUUUGCUUAUAAUUGUAUUGAGAGGAAAAUAGUUCUUUGGUUAGCCAAUUAUUUUAGGGAAACAGUUUUUGUAAGUAAGCAGCUUACUGAGAGAAACUGGAUAUUUUUUCAUCGUCCGAUUCUACAACUGUUGUUACUAUUUGAUAUAUGUAAAUAAAGGUAACUUCAACUUCA